Messenger RNA from Micropterus dolomieu (smallmouth bass), 1932 nucleotides. Its product is annotated as glycogen synthase kinase binding protein. Lineage: Eukaryota; Metazoa; Chordata; Actinopteri; Centrarchiformes; Centrarchidae. Bases 110 to 649 code for a protein of 179 amino acids. The transcript has a single exon. The record is from RefSeq and is a predicted model, not a curated record. Gene Ontology annotation, cellular component: cytoplasm.
GACUGCCGAGCGGCGUGGUGAGAGCGAGGAGCAGUCCGGGCGGCUCUCAUUCACACCGACAACAAAAACACUCUGAGGAGAAAACACACCGGACAGAUUAUCCGCCAGAAUGCCGUGUCGGAAGGAGAACUACAUCUUCUUGGAGCAGUCCGUUACCGUGGGCUCCAAAGAAGUGGACGCGCUGGUGACUAAAAUCGGCGAGGCGCUGCAGCUCCACAACAAUAACAGCGGCCACCAGAAGAAGACGGUGUCCGUGGCUGUGUCGUGUCUGCACGGGCUCACCGGCAGCGGCACCGGCGGGGUUAAACCCGCGGGCAUCAUCAGCGGCUGCGGCGGCGGUGGAAGCACCGGAGCUCCGCAGAAACGCACAGGCUGCUGCAUGCGGCUCCGGAACAACCGGGGACACCGGCGGGAGAGCAGCAGGGCAAGCCCGUAUAGAAUCCCCGGGUCCAACAGCGACCAGGACUGGGACCAAUCCAUCAAACCGUGGAACAAAAAAAGAAUCAACGUGGAGGAGGACGACCCGCACCGGCUCCUCCAGGAGUUAAUUUUAUCGGGGAACCUGAUUAAAGAGGCCGUGAGGAGGCUGCAGUUCUCCGCGACGGACUGUGGAGAUUUCCCCAAGGCGGCGGACAAUGUGCCGUGCUGAUUAACGUUAACGGACGGACCGGGGGACCUGGGGGGGAGGUAGGGAGGUUCCUCUCCCCUCCGGAUGGACACAUGAACUAUUUAGAAUAAAAAUUUUCACAUGACUGGUAGCUAUGUUUCUAAUUUCAUCAAAUUUUGGCAUUGAUUGAACGUUUGUUACGCUACGUUUGGCUAGCAGUUAGCCUAGCUGGCUCGCUAGCCACCCGGCUAAUGUGCCGUGUUGUUUAUGUUUGAAUGUCUCCUUGAGGGUCAGACGUGCGGGGGGGGGGGGGUGAGCCACCAAAAACUUGCUUAUAUAUAUAUAUAUAUAUAUAUAUAUAUAUAUAUAUAUAUAUAUAUAUAUAUCAGCAAGGUAAGGACAUGUCUAAUCUAACUAAACUGAAGGUUAACCUCCUGAAGGUGUAAAGUACAACAUCACAUGGGAGUUUAUUUUGUGCGUAACGUUAGUUCUGUGAAGAUUGAAGAUUCCUGUGAUUCCUGAACAAUGGGGUUUUUUUCUUCCUUUCUGGUUGAGUCACACUGAACAGUGGCAGGAAGUCUUUGUUAUUAUUUCUUAUUUGUUCAUGUGGUGUUGUUUUUUUGGGGGGGUAGCCAUUCCCUGCUGUGGCAGACCAGUUAAAAAGGUUUUGGGGGUGGGGGGUGGGGGGUCUAGUUGGCUGUUUUGUUUACAAUCUAAUGCUGGGUGUAAAGAGCUGCUGCACAGAAAAGAGAAAGGAAGUCCCCGUCCCCCUCCUCCUUUUUACUCAUUUCAGAUGAGGUUGUUCAGUGGGCUGUCCUUAAACUGACCUGGGAGCAGCUCAUUUCUCUGGUUUACUCAACCUCAACUAGACAAAACCAGUGAAAUGAGCCUCAGUGAUGUUUCACCUUCUUGAAAGAAGGUGAUGUUGUUUCACAUUACAGGACGCCAUGUUGCACCUCGUCUACGGCAGCUCCACAUUUCUCUUAUUAACUUUGUUUUUCAAACAUGUGGGGGCUCUUGGGUGGGGGUUAAGAAGAGAAAACACGCCCUUUUUUUUCCCACAGGGCUUUUGGAUGACGUGUAACUGUUUGUAAUGCUUGGGUGAGAAAAGGUCGGCUGUCACGUGACAACACUCUUUUUGUGGUGCUUUCACCUUUUUUAGGAAUUCCUGAAUUGGGAGUUCUGUUUGUUUUGUAUUAGUUUCUUCUCUGCGUAAAAGGAAAAAAAGUCACUACAAUUGCUUCGUAACGAAGUAUCUGAUAAUGUUCCUGAGUAUUCAGGGUCUUUUGUUUUUGUUGUCUUAAUAAACCUUUUGAUUUUCCAAA